Molecule: messenger RNA, 1080 nt
Organism: Entamoeba invadens IP1
Lineage: Eukaryota; Evosea; Mastigamoebida; Endamoebidae
Exons: 2
Coding region: 1-1080 (359 amino acids)
Biological process (GO): ribosome biogenesis
Cellular component (GO): nucleolus; Noc4p-Nop14p complex; small-subunit processome
Source: RefSeq, a predicted model, not a curated record
AUGGAUUUGGAGAGUGUGUUGGCCAAAGAAGUCUUUCCAAUAACAGAGAAGAACAAGAAAGCUUUCUUGCGAGCAAACAGCACUUUACUGAAACAGCUUCCGAAAACUGUGAAGGCGUUAGUUGAAAAGAAGACCCUCCGAGUCGCAAACGUGAUAAAAACACUCGAACUCCUCCCGCCGACAGCAAGGAUGUUGAAAACGUUGCACGCGUUGAUUUCAAUAGAAAAGAGCGCGACGGACGAAUUGAAAGUGUUGAAAGAACUUGAAGCGGUGUUGUCGGUAUCUUCUCCGAUUGAAGUGAAAGCACUCAAAUGUGAUCCCCUUCUCUUCUACGACUAUUUGUUGAUCAACGCGCAAAAGAUUGGUAAAAAUUCGCAAAUCUACGCGCUUCUAUGUUUCCACUAUUUGGUGGUCAAUCACGAGUUGAAUGUACCAAAUUUCUUGGAACUGUUAUACUGCGCUUUGACUCCGAAAUUACUGACAAACUCAAUGAUCCCAAAAUUCUUCGAUCGACUUACAAAGUAUUUAGUCAGCUCGUAUAUACCUUCAUACGCAUCUGCAGCAUUUGUAAAAAAAGUAAUGCGACUGACUUUAGAAGCACCAACAGGUGCUAUCAUCUUCUUACUCACCUUUGCUCUGAAAAUGUUCUUUGCUCUGCCAAAGAUCAGGUUUUUGUUAAAUCGCCCGACAGUCGAAUUGUAUAAAUUGCCCGACAACGACCCAUUUGAGACCGAAGAAUUCACAGAGAGCUCCCCACUCAAAAUUGAUUUGAGAGAAACAAAGGUCGAACAGUCGUUCUUGUGGGAACACAUGCUCUUGAUGAAACACCCACACCCUAAAGUCGCGUUGUUGGCUCAAUCAUUCCCUAACGACUCGUACGAACAAAUUAAAGCACCACCAGAGUUUAACAUGGAAAACAUCGACCCAAAGGUGUCGCCUGUUACAACACUUAUCAGUACGGCGGUCAAUCCAUUUUUGAUCACUGAUAAUAAACAGGGAGUCAACGAACCCUCGAAGGAGGACUGCGCCAAAGUUGGAAUUGAGUUUAAAGAGUCUAUCUUUGAUGCCACUUUUGAUUGA